AUGUCGGAUACUAUGGAUCCCGCGCACGAUGCGCCAGCUGGCUUGUCUCCCGCCGGCGAGCGACCCCAGGCCUCCGAGACCAUUUCAGAUGAGCUACAAGCUCGUCUGGAUAAGGUCAUUUACUCCGAUAUUGGAAUUACCACCCUUUUGACCCGACUCAAGCAAAGCGUGGCCUCCGCCAGGGAUUUCUCAACUUUCUUGAAGAAGCGAGGAUCGCUAGAAGAAGAGCAUGCUCAGGGGCUGCGAAAGCUGUCUCGCGUGAUCAGUGAUGCGUCGCAACGGACCGAGAACCGACAAGGGACAUAUGGCUCGAGUUACAAGGACAUUCACCGUAUCCAGGAACGCAUGGUCGACCACGGCCUCCAAUUUGCCGUUUCCCUGCAACAAAUGGCCGACGACUUGCAUGAGCUGGCCGGGAACAUCGAGCGCGGUCGCAAGCAAUGGAAACAGACCGGUCUAGCCGCAGAGAAGAAGGCCGUCGAUGCCGAGUCCUCGGCGGAGAAGGCCAAGGCGAAGUACGAGUCGCUUGCCGAGCAGUAUGACCGCGUCCGCACAGGUGACAAGCAGGGUGGAAAGUUCGGUCUCAAGGGCCACAAGUCUGCAGCGCAACAUGAGGAGGAGCUCUUGCGCAAGGUGCAAAAUGCCGACAGUGACUAUGCGUCCAAGGUGCAGACUGCGCAGGCCGCGCGCCAGGAGCUCAUCUCUACCAACAGACCGCAGGCUGUGCUGAACCUGCAACAACUCAUCUCUGAGUGCGACUCUGGAUUGACUAUGCAGCAGCAGAAGUUUGCUACCUUCAGCGAGAAGCUUCUUCUCGGCCAAGGCCUUUGCGUCAGCCCUAUGAAGACUGACGAUGGCUCUGUUGGACCCAAGAGCCUUGCCCAGGUCGUGCGACAAGUCGACAACCAGAAGGACCUCCACGAGUUCAUUCUCAGCCAUGAAGGAAACCCUGGAGCCAUCGCUUCAGAGCAGAUCCAAUAUGCGCGCCACCCGGUAUGUCGCCACAUCCUUAAAUUGACCCAAUUCCUCCAAUCCCUUUGCUUACCCAUUGGCCAGACCCUUGGUGGUGCGAGUGCGACUGGGCCCGCCGUGGCCGCGGCACCGGCACCCUCGCAACCCGAGCCUCAGAAUAAGCGUAUCUCGAUUAUGCCGCAGGCUUUCUCUUCCCAGCAUAACCUCCCCUCGGCCGGACCUCAGCAACCGGCGCCUGGGGACCGGUUGCCGCAAUCACCCUACCCCCCCGAGAAGACGUUCACUCCGCCCCCGGCGGGCUCUGCGCCUCCAUAUCCUGUCUCAAACCCACCUGCCCCUGAAGCUCCUCCAAAAAUCCAGGUGCCAAUGGCAGGACCUAACGCAAGUGAUAAGAACUUCCAGGCUAAUCUACCACCCCUCAAGCCAGUGUUUGGUAUCUCGUUGAACGAUCUGUAUGCUCGAGAUGGGACUGCAGUUCCUUUCAUCGUGUACCAAUGCUUCCAAGCCGUUGAGCUAUUUGGCCUGACUAUGGAGGGUAUCUACCGACUCUCGGGCAGUGCCACCCAUAUCAGUCACAUGAAGGCUGUUUUCGAUAACGACUCUUCACAGGUCGACUUCACAAACCCAGAGAACUUCUAUCACGACGUCAACAGUGUUGCAGGACUCGCGAAGCAAUUCUUCCGGGAUCUUCCUGACCCCUUGUUCACUACAGAGUACUACACCCAGUUCAUCGAUGCUGCCCGAUUUGACGAUGAUAUCCAACGCCGAGACUCACUGCACGCCCUCAUUAACAGCCUGCCUGAUGCCCACUAUGCAACCCUCCGCGCCAUCAUCUUGCAUUUGAACAAGAUCCAAGAACACUACACCCAGAACCGCAUGAACGCCGGCAAUCUGGCAAUCUGCUUUGGACCAACUCUCAUGGGCGCCAAUUCCGGUGGUAACAUUGCCGACGCCGGCUGGCAGGUCCGAGUCAUUGAGACAAUUUUGAACAACACCUUCCAAAUCUUCGAUGACGAUUAG
Messenger RNA from Penicillium olsonii, 1992 nucleotides. Lineage: Eukaryota; Fungi; Ascomycota; Eurotiomycetes; Eurotiales; Aspergillaceae. The record is from the annotation of a GenBank genome assembly.